AUGCAUACUUAGGAUCACAAUCUGUUAUCAAUAUCUUCAAAUGAUCUGCAGAAGUUGAAAGUGCUUUCUUUUUUGCGUUCAAAUCUAAAGAUUUCGGUCGCUCGUUCUAUUUUCCCAGGAUCUUACAGUUCAUAUUUUGAAGGAAGGAAAAGGUUGCUUUGAUGGAAAUCUCUUCUGCAAACUGGAUAUCUGAAGUGGGAGUGGAGGAUCCCAUCUUUAUGCAUCAAUACGACAUGAACUCUUUCGAUUACUCAAUACUUGACGAGCUUAAUUUUGAAUCUCUUUCUGCUGAGAGCUACUCAUCAUACCCAGAUCUCAAUCCCAAAAGCGCACACAGCUUCAAUGGUUCGGCAAUCGAAAAUCCUCAUACCGGCCUAGAGAGCCCGGCUAAACAGCUGAAGACUAGCAGCUGGAACUCUUGCACCACUGACCGUAUGACUUCAAUGGCUGCUUCUUCCUCCUCCUCCAAGUUAAUUUCUUUCGAGAACUCGAACUCGGCCCCAGCCACUUCUCAGAAAUUUUUAGACUGCACCGUGAAACCAAAGAACGAGGCGGGUUCUGAUCUUAGAAAUAUGAAUUUCCCGACUAUGAUUUCUGAGAGUUCCUUAGAGAUCCAAAAUGGCUCCUCAAAACAUGAACAGGAUCCCAAGAGGGUUGGUACAGUGACUAGAACUCCUUUACAUGCCCGAGAUCACGUGAUGGCAGAGAGAAAGCGCCGAGAAAAGCUCAGCCAGCGGUUCAUUGCUCUUUCAGCAAUUGUUCCUGGCCUAAAGAAGAUGGACAAGGCUUCUGUCCUGGGGGACGCUAUUAAGUACUUGAAACAACUUCAAGAACGUGUGAAGAUACUCGAAGAGCAGGCAGCAAUGAAAACGACGAAAUCAGUGGUUUCUGUGAAGAAGGCUAGGCUCUCGGCCGAUGAUGACAUCUCUUCGUCCGAUGACAACUCCGAUAGCCACUCCGAGCACCCACUCCCCGAAAUCGAAGCUAGAGUCUCCGGAAAGAAUGUACUCAUUAGAAUCCAUUGUGACAAAAGCAAAGGAUGUGCUGCAAAAAUACUAAGCGAAACAGAGAAACUUGAUCUAACAAUCAUCUCUAGCAACGUCUUGCCAUUUGGAAAUUCCACACUCAAUGUAACUGUUGUUGCACAGAUGGACGAUGAUUUCUGCAUCACAGCGAAAGAUCUGGUGAGAAACCUACGACGGGCACUUGCGUGACAUUGCGAAUUGCAAAACUUUAAAGGAUUUUCUAUGUUUCCAUUUACACUCUUCACAUCAAUAUUGCUAGGCGUGGGAUGACGACGAAUAAGCUCUAUCUAGUAGCAGACUUCUCAGCUCGUUAUUAUUAUUAUUUUUUUUUUCCAUUUUUUUCUUAGCUCCUGAUGGCUGAUCCUGAGAGAAAGGAAGGACUGCAAAUCUCAGACAGCAAGCGAGAUUUUCACAUGUGGUAGCCAGGGUUUUUCACUUAUUUUGUGGCUUUUUGCGUGGUUAGCCAACUUGACCACGUUCAAUUACCCUCGUGUUGUGAACAAAACUUGCUGCUUUUUGGGAGGGUUUUAUUAUUAUUAUUAUUAUUUUUAAGAGGCUGUGACUUUCAAAUAUCACCUCUUUAAUUCUUCCCUCCUUGAUUAGGUAAAGGCCCUUCCUUUUCUUCUACAGUGAAAUUAAAAGACAACUAGACAAGCCGACAUAUGGUGCCAUCUUGUCUUACCGAGAAAACAUGAAAAAGAAGAAAUUCCUCUGAAGUCUGAAUCGUAAUGUAUCUAUGCAUGACUCGAUGAUUUUGUAAGCAUUGUUUUUGUUGGA
Juglans regia (Persian walnut) is the source of this 1802-nucleotide messenger RNA. RefSeq names its product transcription factor bHLH18-like. The transcript has 4 exons. The coding region runs from base 162 to 1214 and encodes 350 amino acids. Gene Ontology annotation, molecular function: protein dimerization activity. NCBI's taxonomy places the organism in Eukaryota, Viridiplantae, Streptophyta, Magnoliopsida, Fagales, Juglandaceae. The record is from RefSeq and is a predicted model, not a curated record.